AGCUGGACCACAACAAGACGAGGACACCUCAGGACUGCGUGCCGGGGCCCAACAUGGAGGAGGCAGGGGGGUCCCCAGCCCAGACUGAAACCCGAGUGGUCAGUGCCACCUUGACCUGGUGGCAGCGGUCCCCUGGCCAAGAAGAGAUCAGACAUCGUUUCCAUAAGGUGUCUCUGGUGUCCGGGGCCAGCAGGAAUGCGCCCCAGGAGGAGCUGUUGGCAUACAGCCACCGUCGGGAAGAAGUGAACGGCUUUGCUACCCGGGACGAGGAGAGCUCAAGUGAGCCGGGCCCACGGGAAGCAGCCGGCUCGAGAAACUUCCAGAGCCAUGGGCCUAUCUUUUCCAGGAAGUACAUACCGCCCCCCAAGGAGAAAAGGCCAAGUGGGCGGUCGCAGGAGGCUGUGGACCAGAACGACAGCAGCCCCCCGACUUCCAGGCCUGAGUCCUCAAGCUCGGGGACCACAGCCAGAAAUGUGGAACUCUUGGUGCCCCUGCCUGGGCCCCGGGAGCCCAGUCCCCACCCCACGGGCGGCCUCUCCAACGGGAGCUCCCGGAACCUGCGGGUGAUGCGCACGGUGCGGGCCACCACGGUGGUGGGAGGCUCCGUGGACCGCCGGGUGAGCAGCACUGUGACCGUGGGGCCCUCGCUGUCUGCCGAGACCCUGCAGAGGGGCCGCCAUGUGGCCCGCGCUUUCCGCACAGUGGUGGUAAAUCCCACGCCAGAGGGUGGCCCUAGCCGCAGCCAGGCCCUGGAGCUGCUCAAUACCCUGAUGCCUGUCAGCCGCCUCCCCAGACCCACAGCUGCCGCACCCAAGAGCCCAGGCCUGGGUGGCACAGGGAGGAGAGGCAGCCCAGCAACUGCACCCUCUCCACAGAACCAGGACGUGCCUAUAGUCCAACUGGGACCAGAGCAGGGCAGAGCCCCGGAUGCUGAGACCCAUGAGUGUCUCACGGUGCUGGGAACCUCCAGCCCGACUCAGCUCCCUGUGCAGGCUUCUGGCCACAUCCCGGUUCCUUCCUCUCCCAGGCUCCAGACCCAAAGCCCCUCUUCGAGCCUGGUUCACUCUCCAGAGCAGCCUGUGGUGCCCACUCAGCCCGGGGUCCAGCUCUCUCCCCAUGCUUUGCCACCUAUGAACACAGAAGUGUCCACCGAUGCCCCUGUAGCCGCCGUCCCACCCACAGUGAGGAGUGAGAUCAUCAUUAUCCCUGGACAACAUCUUGCCCCGUCCUUGGCAGGAAGCAAGGCUGUGCCCAGCCCAGGAUGUCCUUCUCCCUCUUCCCCAAUUGCUCCGGAUGCCACAGAGGUCCCCAGCCCCUCCCUCCCUCAGGAGUCCCAGGACGCCACAGAGGUCCCCAGCCCCUCCCUCCCUCGGGAGUCCCAGGACGCCACAGAGGUCCCUAGCUUCACCCUCUCUCAGGAGUCCCAGGACACUGCAGAGGUCCCCAGCCCCUCCCUCCCUCGGGAGUCCCAGGACGCCACAGAGGUCCCUAGCCUCACCCUCUCUCAGGAGUCCCAGGACACUGUAGAGGUCCCCAGCCCCUCCCUCCCUCGGGAGUCCCAGGACGCCACAGAGGUCCCUAGCCUCACCCUCUCUCAGGAGUCCCAGGACACUGCAGAGGUCCCCAGCCCCUCCCUCCCUUGGGAGUCCCAGGACGCCACAGAGGUCCCUAGCCUCACCCUCCCUCCGGAGCAGCAGGUCGCCCAGGGUCCUGGGACUCCUGCUGACCCAGCCCCCAGCCAGAAAGAGAUGCUACAGGAUGUUCCCGACACCUCAUCCCCCAAACCCAGCAAGGUGGUUGGGGGUCCCAGUGGGCAGGAGGAGAGUGUGCAAGAUGUUGCAGGCAGCCCUGCCUCCUCCCUCACCAAGGAAGAGACCGAAGUGGACCCAGCAGCCUCUACUACUCCUCGUCCCCAGCAGGAUAAGGCUGGCCUGGGCUCUGAAGGGAGCCCCCUCCCAUCUCCCACAGCAAAAGAGGUUGUCCAGGACUCCGGUGUUUCCGCGGCACCAUUUCCCACCCACACAGAAGCUGUGCAAGACCCUGUUGCUCCCCUUGCCCCAUCUUCCUCUGUGGACAAGGUGACACCCAGCCCAGGUGACACCCCUGGUCCAGUGCCAGUGGAAGCAGAGGUCAGUGUGGAAUCCCAGCCUGUCCCCGAUUCUAUCGAUGGCAAGCCGCCGCUGGAGCUGUUGAGGGAGGAGGAGGAGUUGGCCUUGGCUGCAGACCUGGAGAUUUUCCUGGACACCUUGCGGAGCAUGGAGCCCCCCGAGAUCCUCCGCACCCACCGGCUGCCCCGAGCCCCCCGCGCCUCCUACCUUGCCAUGUAUGCCACGCUCCCUGCCAUCGAAGAGGACCAGCCUGGGCCCUGGGUGCUGGCCCCCAGUCCACAGCAGGUGCCGGUGCUGGAGAAGGACCAGCAAGAGGAAGCGAAAGAGGAGGAGGAGGAACCCGAGAACCCCUACCUGAGUGACGACGAGAAGCUGCAGCUCAAACAGGAAAAAGCCAAGCCUGGACCUUCAUGGGACCUGCGACCCUCCAGGCCCAGCCAGGGCUCCUGUUCGCCUCUGGAGAUGAUGAAAAAGCAUGUAGCAGGUGCCAAGGGCCCCCAGCCUGAGCUGGGGCCAGAAGCUCAGGCCAACAGCAGGCGUACCUCCCGGCUCGGCGGCAGCCUUCUCUUUGGCAAUCUGAUGCCUGCUGCCAAGGAGACCACAACCCCAGAACCACUAGGCACCAAACUAUCCGCUCUGCCACCCCAUGAGGCACCAGGGGUCAGAAAGGUGCUGGGACAGUUACCUCUGCUCUGUAGUGAAAGUCUGUCGGCAGAGAAGACCUCACCUACCCAGGACCCCCAGGGGUGGAGUCCAGCGCUGAAGACCCAGGGCAAGCUGAACACUAGGCCUGGGAAGGUGAUCCUCUUCUCCGAGCCCAGCUGUCAGGGUGACAGCACAGAGGUUUGGGAAGACAUUGCUGACGCUUCUGGCUGGGCCCCUGUGGCCUCCAUCAGGGUGAUUCGAGGCUGCUGGGUGCUAUACGAAGAGCCAGAGUUCCGGGGUCGAAAACUGGUCUUACCUGAAGGUGACAUGGAGCUCAGGGGCCCGGAGCCAGCAUGGAGCACCCAUGGCAUUGGCUCACUAAGGAGGGUAGUCCAGGAUUACCGCACCCCAGAGAUCAGCCUCUUCUCUGAGGAGGGCUUCAAGGGGGAGCAAGUGAAGCUAACGGAGGCUCUGAAGGACACCCAGGGCUUGGAGCAGCCCCUGCAGGUGGCAUCUGCUACUGUCUCCGCAGGACUGUGGCUGCUGUACCCCAAGCCUUUUUUUGAAGAUACCCCUUAUGUCCUGGAGCCCGGCGAGUACCCCACUUUGGAGGCCUGGGGUGCAUCUGACCCAGGCGUGGGCUCGCUGAAGCCUGUAAGACUGGGCUGCCCAAGCGUGGAGAGGCCGGAGGAGCCCAAGGCCGUGGUGUACGAAGCCCCUGGGUUUCAGGGCCGGAGCUGGGAAGUGAGCAGAGACAUCUACAACCUUCAGCAGCCAGAGGACGACCAAAGCCCCCAGCUGGCCUCUGUGGGAUCCCUGCGCAUUCUUGGGGGCUGCUGGGUGGGCUACGAGAAGGAGGGCUUCAGGGGCCACCAGUAUCUGCUGGAAGAGGGAGAGUACGCCGACUGGUCACACUGGGGAGGCUAUGAUGCGCUGCUGACCUCCCUACGGGUCAUCCGGACAGACUUCGGGGAUCCAGCCGUGGUGCUGUUUGAGGCCAUGGACUUCCAGGGGCACGGUGUGGAGGUGAGCACCGCCUUGCCGGAUGUAGAGCUAAAGCGACAUGGCCCCCGCACGCAGGCCAUUCACGUACUCAGCGGCGUGUGGGUGGCCUAUGAGGCGGUGGGCUUCUCCGGGGAGCAGUACGUGCUGGAGAAGGGCGUGUAUCGCAACUGCAACGACUGGGGCGCGGGCAACAGCGCUCUCGCCUCUCUCCAGCCGGUGCUGCAGGUCGGGGAACACGACCUGCACUUUGUCUCCAAGAUCCAGCUCUUCUCCAGCCCUGGCUUUCUGGGCGACCAUAUCUCCCUUGAGGAGGACCAGACCUCUCUGCCUGCAUCCUUCCAGCCCCAGUCCUGCCGUGUGCACGGCGGCAGCUGGAUCCUGUUUGACGAGAAGGACUUCCAGGGGGACCAGCAUGUUCUUUCAGAGGGCGAGUUCCCCACCCUCACGGCCAUGGGCUGCCUGAGCUCCACCGUGCUGGGCUCCCUCCGGAAGGUGCCCCUGCACUUCUCGGAGCCUUCCAUCUUCCUCUACGGCCUCGAGUGCUUUGAGGGGAAGGAGAUCGAGCUCAACAGGGAGGUGCGGAGCCUGCAGGCCGAGGGCUUCAACGACCACGUGCUGUCCGUGCGCAUCCGGGGUGGCGUCUGGGUACUGUGUGAGCACAGCGACUUCCGGGGCCACCAGUGGCUGGUGGGCAGCUGUGAGAUCACCAACUGGCUGACCUACAGUGGCACGCAGAGGGUGGGCUCUCUAUACCCCAUCAAGCAGCGCCGGGCUUACUUCCGCCUGUGGAACGCAGCACUGGGAGGAUUCCUGGCAGUGCCAGACCACGUGGAAGACAUGAAGGCAGGCCGUGUGGUGGUUUCCAAUUCCCGAACUGGAGGCAGCUGCGUUUGGUACUAUGAGGAUGGGCUGCUCAAGAACCAGGUGGCCCCUACUAUGAGCCUGCAGGUGAUCGGGACUCCCAGCCCAGGCUCCAAAGUGGUGCUGUGGUCAGAGAGCCGCAUGCCACGGCAGACCUGGAGCAUAAGUGAUGGGGGCCACAUCUGCAGCCAGAUGUUUGAAGGGCGAGUCCUGGAUGUGAAAGGUGGCCGGGGCUAUGACCGGGACCACGUGGUGCUGUGGGAACCAACCAAGGAAAGGACCUCCCAGACCUGGACACUGCAUAUUCUUUGAGCCUCUCUUCUCCCCUAGCCUGAGAUCGGAUGUGGGGGAAGAAGGGCAGGAAGGUUUUCUGGGAUGAAAUGUUUUUAUAGAAUUUUUGUUGGAAAAUAAGCUAUUUU
Messenger RNA from Ochotona princeps (American pika), 5038 nucleotides. RefSeq names its product crystallin beta-gamma domain containing 2 (gene CRYBG2). NCBI's taxonomy places the organism in Eukaryota, Metazoa, Chordata, Mammalia, Lagomorpha, Ochotonidae. The transcript has 20 exons. The coding region runs from base 54 to 4931 and encodes 1625 amino acids. The record is from RefSeq and is a predicted model, not a curated record.